AUCUUUCGCCCCUUAACAAGGUAUUCUUCAUGCUUCUCUGAAAUCAAGUUGCAACGGAUGCCUGUUUCAUCUCGCCGAGAGCGGCUCGGACAAAUGGCCCCCAAUCCAUUGCUGACUCCGCUCUGCAUCCUGACAACCACGCCAAACAUUCGUCUUCAGGCCUACAAAACAUUUUAUUUUUCCCCACACGACAGCAUUGGCCUGAUCCUCGAUUGUACAUACCUUCAGAUCCAACGCGAUGCAGUACUCCCAGGUCUCUGGCUCAGGCGAAGUCUACAGACAGCACGACACACCCAUCGAGGUUCACGAAACCAAGCCCACCAGAUUUUCGCGACUAUGGACGGCCAUUGUUCAAAUGGCGGUGCUUCUAAUCUUGGGCAUCGCAGGGUCACUGGUGCAUUUCUUCUACUACCGCUCUCUUGUCGGACACGUCGUCGAUGAUGGGUUCUCCAUCUCCCAAGAAUGGAACAUCCGGAUUGGCACUGGACUGGCGUUCGUUUCGAAGACGAGCUGGACUUUUGCAGUUGUCGUCGCGCACGCGCAGCUCGUAUGGAUGACCAUGUCUCGGAAGAAACUGCGCCUCGAGACGAUCGAUGGCAUCAUCAUGGCGCCGACCGACCUCACCAAGUUCUUCCAGUGGGGGAGCGUGCGGAAUGCCAAGGUUGGAACUCUGCUCGCUCUGGUAGCUUGGUGCAUCCCCAUAUCCGCAAUCGUAACGCCGUCCACCCUGAGCGUCGUCUCGGUUGUCACUACGGACGCUGUCAGCUCGACCGUACCGAUAUUGGAUUUAAACAAUGUCGACAAGUUCGCCGACAGCACACCGUGCCCCAAUGCCCUCCUCAGUUUUUGUCCCCGAGCGUUAAAUCCGGAGAAUCUCACCUCUGCCCUCAUUUUCCGCUACGCGAGUCCCCAAACGGAUAUCCAGACUGUCGCCACGGCUUCUUCAGGCCAGAUCCAGGCCAUGACCCCGCUCAAUGUCAACGAGAGUUACUCUCUCCAGAUGUAUGGCCCUGUCAUGCGGUGUGUCAACGGAUCUGAUAGGUUUGACGAGUUUCACGAAUUUGUUGAGAAUACCCAACCAUUCGGGAGAUACCUGUCUACCAAACUCUUCAGCUACUGGGCCUUCGUACCAUCGAAAUUUGCGAAUGGCACAAAAAUGGCACUGGACUGGACGAAGCUUCCAAGUGGUACUCUUGAUAAUGGAGUAAACUAUAAGGAAUAUAACGAUACAAUGAUACCUUCUGCCCCAGAGCUCUGGAUGACUACCUACUGGAGCAUGGAUAUAUGCUCCUUACAUAACGCGUCCUUUCAGGUUGACUUCGCGUUUGAGAAGGGUGUCCAGCGUACGAAAUCCAAAGUGGAGACUCUGGAGCCACUCAAAUGGAAAACCGCCGUGUCUGGCGCCGAUGCUGUUGGCAACCAGACGUUCACAUACCAAGCCAUCUAUAUGGCCCUCGUGAGGCAGCUCAUCGGCCUGGUUGUUGACAAUCCCAUCGACUCGAACGUGAUGCAGACAUCCGUCUCGGGAAGCAUCGAGUUUGAAGACUAUUUCUACGGAACUUUGUUUGAGCAGCCAUACCAGCAGAACAAGACUCUCCGGCAGACAGUCGAGGAACUGAGCGAAAAUGUGACGCUGUCUAUGCUAGCGUCAAAGGCUCAUGUGCAAGUCUCAUCAAUAUGCGAUCUGAUCCUUAACUGACAACUUCGAAGCAACCCCCGUGGCUACAACACCACACUCCGUAUAUCCAGUAUUCAAAACGUAUACUGGCUCAAUCAACGCAUACUACUCCUCUCCUACGGCAUCGCGCUAGGAGUCACGCUUGCGGCUGUCAUAGUCGGAAUUUUCGCAUACCAUGCGAAUGGCGGGUCGAGAAGUCUGGCUUACUCGGCGCUGGUGCAUGCGGUGCGGGGUGGUUUGGUAGGGCAAUCUGGGGAUGAGAAAGUGGAGAGAAUCACGAUGGUAGAGUUUCAGAAGUUGAGGAGUCAGGGGAUAGAGAUGCGGUGAUCAGAGGUUGUAAGGUUAGGGAUUACUUUAAGUGCUUGGGUGAAGAUGAUGAUGGAUGUUUAUAAGAGCCGUAGCGCGGCUCAGCUUAAGGGUCUUCAGUUCAUGUACUCGCAACCGAAACUUU
Messenger RNA from Lindgomyces ingoldianus, 2129 nucleotides. RefSeq lists its product as uncharacterized. The coding region runs from base 239 to 1699 and encodes 486 amino acids. NCBI's taxonomy places the organism in Eukaryota, Fungi, Ascomycota, Dothideomycetes, Pleosporales, Lindgomycetaceae. The record is from RefSeq and is a predicted model, not a curated record. The transcript has a single exon.